Tilletiaria anomala UBC 951 is the source of this 4222-nucleotide messenger RNA. RefSeq lists its product as uncharacterized. The transcript is spliced from 2 exons. Bases 461 to 4174 code for a protein of 1237 amino acids. The record is from RefSeq and is a predicted model, not a curated record. Lineage: Eukaryota; Fungi; Basidiomycota; Exobasidiomycetes; Georgefischeriales; Tilletiariaceae.
AUUUCGAUUCAACCCUCUGGCGUUAGGCGUUCCGCUAGGCGGCUGAGAGGACGUCUCUGGCACCUUUGCCACGCCUUUCUCUCCUGUUGCUCGUGCAAGGUGGAGUGAGGCCAGAGAUCGUUCGAAGGGUCACCAGGAGGGGUUGAUCCCGCGCUGCUUGGGGUUCGCUCUACAGUUCCACUGCGUGUGGCCCAGUGUGCGCAGUAUAUCGAUACGGGUAUCGACGGCUCUCGUCCUUCCAUGUUUCGGGACGGAAGGGAAUCUGUGAAAACCCGCAAGAAUUCGGGGAAUAUCGGCUGCUAGUCGGAAAGCGAGAGCCUGGAACUGGAAUAGUGUAAGCCCGCAGGGCAGGAAAAGACUGCUGUGUGCCAUCUGUCGGCCCAACCGUGUGGCAUCCAUUCAGGGUGCAGCGCAGCACAGUGCAGCGAUUGCCAUCCGCACCACCAUAUCCAUCCUAUCCAUGCGAGCUAGCCCACCCAUCCCAGAUAACCCAGCCAGCCAGCCAGCAAGCAUGUCCACCGCCGUGCUUAACUACCCGCCCCGAGCACGCAGCACAGGCGCAAGCAGCAGCAGCACCACCACCAGCUUGCCCCGCUACCCUUGCCCGUCCAAGGUGCAGCACACAUCCCCCACCGCUGCUGCCGGCUACGAUCAUCGCUCGAGGCCAAGGCGCGCUUCAUCGGACGCUCGAGCCGCUCGUCCAACCCUCGACACCCCGGCGCAUCGUCGCGAUAGCACCACCCGCUCGCGCUCCGAGUCCAUCUCCAGCGGCGGCAGCGAGUACCACGAUACAUCCGAAGUCUCGACCGCUUCGACAACUCCAUCGCUUCCCUUUACGCCACAGUUCCCGCCGCUGCCACCACCGCUGCCCACCCCUGGCCGCAGCAGCAUCAAUUACUCGCGUCCGCGUGCAGGCUCCGUCGGCCGCGAACCUUAUCCAACCUAUUCUUCCCUUACCGCCGACGACCGGCCGAUUGUGCGGCGCAAGCACUACUCUUUGUCGGCCUCUUCCUCGAGAGACUCCUUGAAGAGGCUUGCUUCACCACCUGCAUCCGCCGCAUCCUCAACCCCUUUUCCGCAUUCUCGACGCGAAGCAGAGGACGGGUUCAGCAAGCUGGAAGGCUUCGACGCCAGCCAGCAAGCGGCGAUCGCGUACUCCCUGUCGUUCCCUGCGCAGGAAGAAUAUUCUCAGCUUUCUAGCCGCCUCCCACUCUCGUCGCCACCGAGGGACGAAAGCGAAGCCACCAUGAUGAACAUCACAGGAACCGACUACGUCGUGCUCACGCAUCCACCCCCGAGGGGGGCCGAUGGCACGGAUGGCCCAGCUGGGUACUAUGGCGGUGGAGAGGAGAUCUUAAACGAUGACGACGACGUGGACUAUUUGUUGAAUGGGCCGCCCAAGCAGCGUAGGAAAAGAGGCGGAUCAGGCGGGCGGCCACAGGCACGAGACGACAUGGAGAGGACCGAUACAUCAGACCUGGCCGCAUUCCUGCGCAACUCUGAGCCACAGGUGAAACCUGACUCUGCCACUUCCUUGCAGCGCAGCGGGAGCCUUCAUGAUGGCCUUGAGUUCCUCAAGGACGAACCCAAGCGCAAAGGCUUCUUCUCCAAAGCCAGAGACGCGAUGACGGGCAGCUUGUCCAAGAAAACAAGUUAUGCUUCGCUCAAGGAACGUGCAGACAAGGACAUGUCUGUAACCCCUGUCGUGCCUCAGCCGCUCAAGUCGCGGGACGACAAGGAGAUCGAGUUCGAUGCACAGCUGAGGAACGAGGAACUCACAAAGGUCAUCCUGCCGAAUGGCAGCUCUUACUAUUCGAAUGGACAGCAAAGCGUUCACAGCACGCCGCGAUCCACGACGGGCCAUCGCAUCUCCAUGCGCUCUCCCAGCUCGGUAAACAAAAACAGCACAGCGUCUGCUGUCCUGCCCUCGAGUGCUUCCAUCAGCUCUCAGACCGGGGGCACGUGCAAUGGCCGAAGUGUCCACUCUGUGCAGCUCGAGGCGGUAUCGAAUACCCGUCGUUCCACGCAGUGCCAAAGCGGCAACGCUGUCUUCAACGAUCCCUCUAACCGCGGACAGGAUGUUGCCAUGCCGCAGAAUGGCGGUUACGACUGCUCUUCUGUCCUGCCUCUCAGCGGCAGCGUUACCAGCAUGGGCUCCGUAUCCAUCAGCGACCCCCGCAAGCAGGCGGGCGGAUCGAUGAGUUCCUGUUGCUCCUCGGUCUCCAGUGGCGUCGCGCAGCACCUGACGGCGCGCGCCCCCGAGCCGCUGAGCACGCCAAGCUCACCAGCGCAGCACUACUCCCAUAUAGUCAACUCGGCUCGGGGCGGCAGCGCGCCGACGGUCGCCACGACACCCCUUACCUCUCGCUCGUCGGCCGGGCAAGAGAAGACGACUAACGAGCUCAUCCGCGAGAUGGAGAAUCAUCAGCUGCCCGUGAGGUCGCCGCGCGUCUCCACACGCGCGCCGCUCCCCGCAUCCACGGAGCAGAUGCCCGUGUCAAAACUGCUCUCGCUCCCUGCCGGACAGCCGUCUGCACUGUCGCAGAGAACGAGCGUCACAUCCGCCUCCUCGAUGAAGACGACCGCCGCAGCGCAGAGAGAUGCGCUGCAGCAUUCGCUUCCUUCGUCCUCGGCGGCGACAGGGCCAGCUGCAUCGCCACGCAAUGGCUCGCCAGCGCAGCCGGCAAGUUUGCCUGCCGAUGCGGCCACAGCGUCGCUGCAACGUCCACCGCGAGAGCCAUCGCCUUACGGCAGCAGCGGGGGCGGCAAGGCGGCACCAGAGCAGUUCAGUGACCCUUCUCCUGGCACGAUGAUCCUGUCAAUCUCAUCGGCCGUGACGAACAGCCCCAAAGCAGCUCCCUCCGCACUUCCGCUGAAAGCCAUUAACAUCCCUGUCGCAACCGCUGCAGCCGCAAUUGAGCUCUCUGGUCCGCCAUCCAGUACCUCUUCCAACAUCGUCGACGCAGAGAGAUCGCUCACUCCUCUGAGCACCACGAGCCGGCACUCGCCUAAGCCUCCUGAGCCAGCACACUUUGUCCGCCCAGACUCACCUAAGGAAGACCUGCUGGCCGCGAUCGCGCACGCACCAAAGAACUACUCACACCUUUCUAUGUACUCGACGCGCACCGAGCUCUGGCGCGCGCUAGAGGCAACGCGCGCAGCGGCAAUCCUGGCGGAGAACCGGCACAAUUCCCGCAUGGUCCGCCAGCAGCGGCUGACACGCAAGACGAUCGCGCUGCUCGAAGCCUCCUUGUCCGCCCCGCACACCGUCGGCCGCCGGCCAUCGCACGGGAGCAUCCGCAGCAACCGCACCGGUGGGCCUGCCACCGCUGCGGACGAUGCGCGCGUGCGCAAGCACGUCGCGGAGCUCAAGCAAUCGCUCAAGGGCAAAGGCACCACGGAGCACCAGAAGGACCCCGAGUACACUCCGAAGCGCGAGGUGAAAGACGAAGACUCGGAGCUGGUCAGCGACGAUUUCACUGCUGUCAGCUCGGAUAAUGCUGCCGGCCCUUCUGAGCAGCAACAGGAACAGCCCGUCAAUAGCAGCAUGACAGAAAACGUCGCCCCCGUUGCUGACGCUAAUGAUGCUGGGAAAAGAGGCGAUGGAGCAGGCCAGGAAGGCGGAUAUGGUGGCACUCGUGAAAACAAGGGUUCCUUUAGCCACGCGCAGAGGGUUGUUCCGGGCAUCGUCAAUGGGGCCCAAGCUACCACGUCCUCUGCAGCUGCAGCGGCGAUCGCAACCCGGACAGCGCGCAGCUCGAGCCUAUCUUCCUCGCGCCGACUUGAAUCUCUAGCUCCUCUGCCGACAUCCCAUCAGAGCGGCUCUGCUUCCAUCAUUCCUCGAUGCGGUUCGGCUUCAGGUCGCAACGCUUCCAGGGACGGUUCAGUCGAUGAUGCUUCGCGUGUCGCAGCGCCUCUCGUUGCGGUCGCACUGGCAGAACAGCCUCCGGUACCUGCAGGACUUGCUGGUGCAAUCGUAGGUCCUGCGCCAGCUGCCGUGCCAACUGCAACCGCGGCUGUGCCGCCUCCGCUGGCUCCUUUCGUAUCCACUCAUGCUUCCAAGGCAAGCAUCGCUUCGAUCUCGGAGAAUCCUUACACGUCCAAGGCCAGCUUGCAGAUCAGCGAGCAAGAUGCAGCGAUCUUUGCGCGCUUCGCUGCGUCUGCCGCCCUUUGAUACGAUCUGGGUUGGUUCGUUCCUGCCCACGUUUCCAUGCACGUCUUC